CUCCCUUGGUUUCCGUGGAGACGCGUUACGGAAGGCGGAGCCACAGCACAGCGCUCUCUUCAUUGCUAAAUAUUCAUAGGCUGAAGGCCAGUGACGUCACAAAUCUCGUAAUCCAGCGUCCAAUCCUCGGGGCGCUUUGAGGACCCCAGCCUAUUAGAGACUAGAAGCGCCCAGGCGCAUGCGCAGAAUUGUAAGAUCAGCGGUGGGCGGUACCUCAGCGGUUGAGCCCAACAACAGCUCGGCGGCCAAGAUGGCGGACCUGGGCAAGAAGUACUGCGUCUACUGCCUGGCCGACGUGACAAGCCUGCGUAUCCGCUGCACCGAAUGCCAGGACAUCGAGCUGUGCACGGAGUGUUUCUCGGCGGGGGCAGAGAUUGGUAAUCACCGUCGGUGGCAUGGAUACCAGCUGGUGGACGGCGGUCGCUUUACUCUAUGGGGGCCCGAGGCGGAGGGAGGCUGGACGAGCAGGGAAGAGCAGCUGCUGCUCGAUGCUAUCGAGCAGUUCGGCUUUGGGAACUGGGAGGAUAUGGCUGCCCAUGUGGGUGCAUCCAGGACCCCCCAGGAAGUGAUGGAACACUACGUCAGCAUGUACAUUCAUGGAAACCUUGGCAAGGCAUGCAUCCCAGACAAUAUUCCCAACAGAGUAACUGACCACACGUGUCCUACAGGUGGCCCCCUGUCUCCCAGCUUGACCACUCCAUUACCUCCCUUAGACAUCACUGUGCAGGAGCAGCAGCAGCUGGGGUACAUGCCUCUCCGGGACGACUACGAGAUCGAAUACGAUCAGGACGCUGAAACGCUAAUCAGCGGCCUGUCCGUCAAUUACGACGAUGAUGAUGUUGAAGUAGAACUUAAAGAAUCUUGCGUGGACAUGUACGUCCGGAAACUGAAAGAGCGGCAAAGGAGGAAGAACAUAGCCCGGGACUAUAACUUGGUACCAGCAUUUUUAGGUAAAGAUAAAAAAGAUAAAGAAAAGCCUGCCAAGCGGAAAAUCUCAAAAGAGGAGAAGGAACUGCGAUUAAAAUUAAGGCCCCUCUAUCAGUUCAUGUCCAGUAAGGAAAUUGAGGACUUCUUUGAGAACAUGCACAAAGAACGAAUGUUGAGGACAAAGCUUCGAGAACUGCAGAGGUACCGGCGAAACGGCAUCACCAAGAUGGAAGAGUGCGAGUACGAAGCUGCCCGUCACAAACGGGAAAAACGGAAAGAGAACAAGAACACUGCGGGCUCCAAAAGAGGAAGGGAAGACGGUAAGGAGGGAGAGUUUGCUGCCAUCGAAAACCUUCAAGGUUUUGAGAUGUUAUCGGACAGGGAGAAGGUUCUUUGCAGCUCCUUGAACUUGAGCCCCACUCGUUACUUGACUGUCAAAACCAUUAUCAUUAAGGACCACAUUCAGAAAAGACAGGGAAUCCCAUCAAAGAGCCGUCUUCCCAGUUACUUAGAUAAAGUCCUAAAGAAAAGGAUUUUAAAUUUCUUGACCGAGAGUGGCUGGAUAUCCAGGGACGCCUCGUGAUGCUGUGUCUCCAAAUGUUGUUGUUUUUUUUAUAAAAAAAAUAUCUAUAAUAUAUAUAAAAGGACUUGUACAGAGACUGAAGCUUUACUAUACUUGUAUAUAUUUUUAAAUACACAUUGUUUUAUUCGUAUGGUGAUGUAUUUUUCACAUCGUGCAUUAGAAGGAAAGCUGCCGUUCUCUUCUCGUUACUAAAGAGGUGCUACCUAAUUUAUGAAAACGGCAAAACUGAACUAAAUGGGACACAUGGGGAAUAUAAAUGUGAGGCUCAACAUGCCAAGUACUAGUUAUAGUAGGGUUUACUUUUAUUUAUUGCAACCUUUGCUGUGCAGGAGUGGGAGAGGACAGCAAAUGGAGCGUUAUAUAGUAGAGCUUAUUGCAGAGCGCAAAACACAUACGGUCGUGUGCAUGAGGCCUAACUUGCUGGAGCCAAACUCCCUAUUGCUGCAGUGGUUGAACUCAAGCACACCCCAUGGUGGGACAGCUCAUCGCUCCUUUUGCUCGCCCUCACAAUGAUGUUGCCACCUAACGCUGAAUGACAUCCACGUUGUGACACUGGUAGGGUAUGGCCUCACGGGCAGGAUUAUCCGCUGUAGAUUUCACCCUAUGCGUUGCAAAGGGUGCAAUCUGCAGCAUAAAUGAACACACUGCCAAUUUUCUUUUUAACGCAGUAUGCAGAUGUGAUUUUAUUUUAACUUUUUUGUUAAUCUCAUCCACUUUGCUGCUGCUGUAAAAUGCGGCAGAUUUUCCACAUGCAAUUCCACUGUAAAAAAUCUGCAGCAUUUAUCUGUACACGGGGGUGCACCAGCUAUGUGGCUUUUUGUCUAAGGCACCAUGUUGCCCUUGUUGGGUAUUGCUUAGAUCAGGCAUGCUCAACCUGCGGCCCUCCAGCUGUUGCAAAACUACAACUCCCAUCAUUCCUGGACAGCUUUUAGCCUACAGAAGAGCAUGGUGGGAGUUGUAGUUUUACAACAGCUGGAGGGCCGCAGGUUGAGCAUCCCUGGCUUAGCGGUAACUGUUUUUGUGGACAGCUCUGCUUCUUAUACAUCACGAGUUCCACCUUCUACAAAGCACACUGUGACUUGAGGACCAAUGAUACCUUCAAGGUAAAUUGUGCUCGGCAAAGUCUUCAUCAGGUCGGAUGUCCAUUUCUCUCCACGACAUCGCCCCUGUGUUUUAACAAGAGAAUGUAUGUACCUCUUGUGGUUGGAGAAUCCUAACCUUUCAGUAUUAACCCUAUCGGCACUGAUCUUUGCACCAUAUGUAUUUUGGAACGCUAGUGGUCAUAGUAGCAGAUCCACGUGUUGUAGUUACGGGACAUCAUGAAGAGAACGUGACCAUAAAUGAGUUCAGUGUGCCAUAAGGGUAGCCAUCAGACCAGAAAAAACUUUUUGAGAAGAUCAUUGACCUCACUUUGCAUUUUUUAGGGGGUGGGGACUACUAAAUUAAGAGCAAUAAUUAUGCAUUGGUUAAGCUCAGUGAUGCCUCUUUUAAUUGGAUACAGGGCUGUAAAGCUGGCCAUACAUGAGAUGUCCAUCUGUCCCAUACACUUGCCUACUCAGCUUGGUGAGUGCAGGGAUUUAUUUUUAGUGGGGAUAGGGGGGGAUGUUGCUGCCACAUAUUGUUAGUAGCAUCCUAUCUGCUGCUGAAGCAGACGACCAGGCAUGCUACAAUACAAUCUUUACCCCUCCUUUCCCAUGACCUCUAGAAACGGGAGGCGGCCAUACCUGUUAUCGUAUAUGGCUAGCUUUAUACUGACUGUGCAUCUACCAGUUUUCUGGCCUCAUCUUGGUCAUGGCCAGAUUGACUUGUUAUACCUGAGAAAGACGUAUGCGCGUUCCUUGAUGAUCAUGACCAUUGUCCUAUUCAGGACCUCGCCUACCCUUUUAAGAAACCCAUUUAUUCCUUACCAGAGCCACGAUGAUCGAUGAAAUUGUUUCUAAUGGAAAAAGAGUCCUAAGUGGUCACAUUCUGUAUUGUCUUGUAUAUUUUCCUUGCCCUCCCCACACAGAAGAAAUCUUAAGGAGGCAGCAUUGCCCAUGAUUAUAGAAAGUCUAAGUAUGUAUACAGUGUGCAUAUCAUAUUUAUUUAUUUUGGUUAAUUUGUAAUUAUAUGUACAGAUUUUUUUUUUUUAACUUUUUUAUUUUUGAAUACACUUUUUAGUAGCAGCAUACCGUUUUCUAAUAGAAUGCCAGAGGGGGGAAGCUCCAGUGAGAAAUAUAAUGGCGCCGUGCUAUGCAAUGUCCAUUAGAUUGGAAUCUUCCUGGAUGUCCUUUGCCCAUAAUAAAUGAUCUGUGUGCAUUGAUAAUCAAUAAUUGAAUAUUUCUAAAUGAUUGUGGAAAUAAUCUGUUGUACUGCAUAUAUUCAGCUAUUGGUUGGAGACUAGUGCAUUUCCUGUUUAGUUUAAUUUUGUGCAUUAUGAUGGCUGGAUGUGUGCCAUAUGUCGGUGAGGACUACAGCGAUCCUAAAAGGUUUCCCCCUCUGGCUUGGUGCCAUGAUUGUCAAAAGACCAGUUUUUGAGUCCGUACUUGGCUAAGAAGAAUAUGGUUGUGUGUGUAGAUGGUUUUCUGCCCAAAACUUUGUAGAACUAAUUUUACCUGUUGAGAAAUACAUUUCGGGGCUACUCCGUGAUGUGACCUACUGACCUGCCCUGAGACUUCAGAAACUUCCAUUUAUCUUUAUCAAGUAGAGCCUGAGGCAUCACUUAUAUUGAAAAUUAGUCUUGGAACCCAUUUAUUCCGCAGGAUAUCUACGAUCUGAGCCCUCGAACGCCUGUAGAGGUCAGUAGGAUAAGUGUGUUGAGCUUGAUAUAUGAUGCCCUCCAAAUUAAAAGGCAUCUGUCAGCAGUUUUGUACCUGUGACACUGGCUGAUCCGUUUGUUACAUGUGUACUUGGUAGCUGAAGG
Bufo gargarizans (Asiatic toad) is the source of this 4412-nucleotide messenger RNA. It is a transcript of the gene TADA2B, whose product is annotated as transcriptional adaptor 2B. The record is from RefSeq and is a predicted model, not a curated record. Gene Ontology annotation, cellular component: nucleus; SAGA-type complex. Gene Ontology annotation, molecular function: zinc ion binding; chromatin binding; transcription coactivator activity. NCBI's taxonomy places the organism in Eukaryota, Metazoa, Chordata, Amphibia, Anura, Bufonidae. Gene Ontology annotation, biological process: regulation of transcription by RNA polymerase II; chromatin remodeling.